Molecule: messenger RNA, 984 nt
Organism: Cyprinus carpio (common carp)
Lineage: Eukaryota; Metazoa; Chordata; Actinopteri; Cypriniformes; Cyprinidae
Product: ribosomal protein L7-like 1
Biological process (GO): maturation of LSU-rRNA from tricistronic rRNA transcript (SSU-rRNA, 5.8S rRNA, LSU-rRNA)
Cellular component (GO): cytosolic large ribosomal subunit
Molecular function (GO): RNA binding; structural constituent of ribosome
Source: RefSeq, a predicted model, not a curated record
AGUCUGAGUCUAAAGUGAACUGUAAUAGACACUCCAAACGGCAGGGCGGCAGUAUUACAAAAAAUAGAAGCGAAAUUAAAACGUCAUUUCCGCGCGACGGGAAAUUAUCACAGCAGACGCGAUGGCAGAAUCAGGAACUGAAAAAGUUAUCAAACUUGUACCGGAAAACCUUCUCAAGAAACGGAAGGCAUACCAGGCUAUCAAAGCUACUCAAGCCAAACUUGCAUUGCAGCAGAAGAGAAAAGUUCAAAAAGGAAUUCCCUUGAAGUUUAAGCGCUUGGAGGAGUUUUUGUGAAAAAGCAGGAGGAGGAGUAGUGGUGAUGAUAGUCUGGUGGGAAUAAUAAAUAAUCCUCCGCCGCCCAUGCCGCCUGCAAAGAACAGCCUGGCGUUUGCUGUCCGCAUCAGAGAGAUCAAAGGUGUGAGCCACAAAGUGAUCAAGGCCAUUCAGAUGCUGAGGCUAAGGAAGAUCUUCAGUGGCACCUUUGUGAAAGUCAGCAAGGCUUCUAUAAAAAUGCUUAAGACUGUGGAGCCUUAUGUUGCAUGGGGUUAUCCCAACUUGAAAUCAGUCCGUGAGCUCAUAUUGAAAAGAGGUCUGGCGAGGAUUGAUAAGAGAAAGAUUCCUCUGACUGACAAUACGCUCAUUGAACAGCAUCUCGGACAAUAUGGGAUCAUCUGUUUGGAGGACCUUAUCCAUGAGAUUUAUUCUGGUGGAAAGAACUUCAGGGUGGUAAACAACUUCCUGUAUCCGUUCCAUUUGUCAGUACCACGACAUGCUGCUAGAGACAAAGUUGGACUCUUGAAAGAUAUUGGUGAUCCUGGACCCAGAGCUGAGGACAUAAACUCAAUCAUCAGGAAACUCAACUGAGCUAAUUACCUUCCUUCAGAUUACACCAACAAAAAGAAUAGAACUGCUCCACUAUGCCAUUAAAACGGAAUGUUCCGUUUAAAUGUGUGAUUAUUUUUAUUAAACAAUGUCAAAUUUCA